Messenger RNA from Scomber scombrus (Atlantic mackerel), 3274 nucleotides. RefSeq names its product pro-interleukin-16. The transcript has 8 exons. The record is from RefSeq and is a predicted model, not a curated record. NCBI's taxonomy places the organism in Eukaryota, Metazoa, Chordata, Actinopteri, Scombriformes, Scombridae. The coding region runs from base 317 to 2785 and encodes 822 amino acids. Gene Ontology annotation, molecular function: cytokine activity; CD4 receptor binding. Gene Ontology annotation, biological process: induction of positive chemotaxis; leukocyte chemotaxis.
ACUCCCGGGGACAGAACAACAAAGAAUCAAGAGGAGGGGUCCAGAGGAUACACCACCCAACCACAAGUAGCAUCACUGAAAUGUCCAACCUUUUCAACCAGGAUUUGUGUUAUUGCAAUAAUUUAAACAUGCAAGGACUAUAGUCAUUCAGCUGGUUUUUACACACUUAAAACUGUAACGUUCAGACAAAUUGCUUCCACAGUGCAGUCUUAAAGACAGUUGCUUGGAAUAUCUUAAAUAUCAAGUUCACUCUUCCACUCUCUUUUUGGGAUUUGGCACUUGACAGGUGGUCAUUAACUUUGUUUACUCUCAGACAAUGGACUUGUCCUUGCUUCCUACUCCAGUGAGUGAGCACAACAGUCAGAGGGCAGGAGCACGCUUCACUGUACGACCAGCCAACUCUCCCUCUUACAGUAUUACUCGCAGGCCAGGUGUUAGAAAACCCAGGGAUUUUUCAGAGGAGGAGAGGGAGAGCGUGGAGGAAGCUGGAGAAAGAGAGAUAUAUAGGAAAAAUAUUUGCACAAAUGGUGCAAACAAGAAGGAUGACACAGUCACUGGAUAUCAAACCAGGACGGACAACAGUGACAAAGGUCAGUGUGAGUCCUUGGUGAAGGAAACAUCAAGCUACAAACUGUCUACCAUGCUGUACCAGAAUGGCACUGCAGACAAAAACAUCAUAGACUUUGGCGUUGACAGAAGUCAUAACCCUGCAUCUGAAAGCCAGGGAAAGACAGAGUGGAGAGGGUACGACCUGGCAAGUAGAAGUAAGAGUUUAGAUUGGAGGACAAGGGCAAGAAGCCCUGACAGAUCACCUGACAUGUCAUGCAAACAAGGAGGGGACAUCAGUAAACAGGGUAGGAUAGGACUUGAUGGUGUGAGGGGCAGGUUGAUGUCCGCAAUAAAUAACUCCUCAGGUACAAGUAAUGUUCAAGAGAGGAUCCCAGUGAGUUAUAUGACCCAGACUUUGGACAGGGUCAGGAGGGAUCAUUCACUCCCUUCCAGGCUGAGGCCACAGUCUGGUCCUGGCUCUGGUUUCAGAGAGACAGCUUCAUCUGUGCCCAAAGGAGGCCAGAGUAUAUCAGAUCGGAUAGAGAAACUCUAUGGGUCUGCUGGUUUUAGUAAAACAGAGGAUUACAGAUCAACCCCAGAUUUCCACAUUUCGUCACAGCAGAGGUCAUAUGAGAAGGGAGCAGGAGGGAAUAAAGAGACUGGAGGGAAUUAUUUGGCAGAGAAGGAAGGAAAAAGUACAGACAGUGGUAACAACUGGACUAGUGAUUUUGGUAAAUAUUCAGAACUCAAGCAUACAUUAGAAAUCCCCUUAAAUGAAGGAGCUCAGCAACGUUGCAGAAACUUUUAUGUAGACAAAUCUGAUUUCUCCAAAGUCUCCAGCCCUGAGGAAACGCAUAAUAAGGACAUGACGGACAACAAUGCAGCAUCUGGGCUACUGUCUAACUCCAGAGAAUCUCUUGAGCUGUGUGGUGUGAAGAAAAUGACACCCAGUGGGAUUACUCCACCUGUUAGUGAUGAUGACAAGACUCCAACAAACACCCCAAACCACUCACCCUUUCUUUCACCACAAAAUGCCACUCCCAAUGCAGAGACUGAAAAUAAAAGUACUUCACUCCUCACACAAGCAACUACAACUCACCCUGAAACAGACUCCCCACCUCUCCUACGUCCCCUGGCCACUUCCUCCCACAGCAACCUCCAUGAUCUCAUCUCUCCAGAUGCCAGCACAGCCUAUCCAAAAGGGAAGAAACAGGCAUUUGACCUGGAUGCUUGGCUAGCUGGCUUAAACUCAAAGAUUAAGGUCUGGAAUGAUGACGAGGAUGAUUAUGAAGAUGAUGAUGAAAGUACGCAGAAAGAUGAAGAUUCAAACUAUGAUUCAGACUCUGGGGAGUCCUCGGUGACUAUCACCAGUAACAUGAGCCAGUCAGAUCGCAGGAGCUUCUGUGUCAGUCUUUCGGACCUGUGUAACUUUGCUGGAGUUGACUAUGAGUCAGAGAAUGACAGCGAUGAGGGGCAGUCAACAUGCCAGCGGACUGCCUCGCUGAGCUCAGACGUGUCUGCACUGUCUUGUGUGUCUAUAAUGCCCAGUGAGGAGCUCGACAGGCUGCUGGAGGACGUCAGGGGUCUGGGAGACAACACCCUGCAGGACUAUAAUGAUGUGCAGGUGGUGGUCCUCCAUAAGGAGGUGGGAGUGGGACUGGGCUUCAGUGUGGCAGGUGGCGUGGACCAGAACAAGCCAGUCACUGUCCACAAGGUGUUUCACUCAGGUGUGGCAGCACAGGAAGGCUCCAUAAGCGAAGGGGACCAGGUCUUGUCGAUCAAUGGCACAGCGUUGUGUGAUUUCGCUCAUUGGGAGGCCCUGAGGGUCCUGAGACGAGCAAAAACUCGUGAGAUGGGGGUGGUGGUCUUGAGGAAGGGAGGUGUAAGCAACAUCUCAAAGGGGGGAGCACAGAUAAAUAAUCAGGGACUAACACAGACUCAGAUAACUGAGACAGGUCAGCGUGUGUGUGUAAGUCUGGUGAAGAACAGCAGGGAUCUUGGCUUCAGCCUAGAGGGAGGUGUAGGUUCUCGUCUUGGGAACAGACCGCUCUCCAUACAGAAGAUCUUCCAGGGAGGUCCGUUUGAUAAGGUUUUUCCUGGCGAUGAGGUGGUGGAGAUUGAAGGUAUAAGCGUGGUGGGGAUGAGACGCCUGGAGGCCUGGACUCUGAUCAGACAACUUCCUCCUGGGCCUGUAGAUGUGAUAUUAUGCCGGUCUAUUACACAUCUGGAAACAUGAGCAUUAUUGAAGUGCUAUGUGCACAGUGAAGUUCAGGGAAUGAUAAAAUGACAGAAAAGAAACUAAAAGCCAUCCAUGAGAGAGAGCCUAACCUGCAAUUAACUGCACUAUUUGAGUAUAAUGGCAUUUACGCAAUUAAUUUGUAGUUAUAGCCAUUAUAACAAAGCUCUAAAGGGAAAAAAACAUAAUCCUAGAGACCAGGUCAAAGCUGUGUAUCAUUUGUGAAUUACAGAUAUUCAGCUCUCUUUAUAUAUUUUAAAGACUGCAUCUACCUCAAGAACUGAGAUAUUUCUGCACCAGCCAAAAUAAAAAUGCACUGAUGGCUCAUACAUUUGUGAAGUCUUGCAGAUAUUGUAACAGAUAGUUUUUCACUUAAAAGCUUGUAGUGUGGCACUGCACCUGUAUAUGAAACAUGAAAAACAUUGUCAAUAUGUUGUAAUAUAUUGUGAAAAGAUGCUAACUGCAUUUAGAGUUUGUAAUGCUUUUUAA